Molecule: messenger RNA, 1089 nt
Organism: Symbiodinium natans
Lineage: Eukaryota; Dinophyceae; Suessiales; Symbiodiniaceae
Source: the annotation of a GenBank genome assembly
AUGAUCACAAGCCCAUGUGGCUGUUCAAAGCUUCCUUCGUGGAAACAGUUGCAGUGUAGAUCAAGCAACUUUAGGACUUGGCCCAUGGCGCUGUGGAGUUUGAUCGGCACCAUGAAGAUCUGGGUGCUGCUCGCAAUCCCAGUGCCGGCCGAAGAAAUCGCAGCUCCGGUGACAACCGACUACGGGUGCUUCCGUGGCUCGGAGCCUCCAUGCAAGACAAGAUUUGGUUGCACCAAUGGCUUCGCGUUGCACUGCAGCAUGUUUGACUACUUCGAAGGUUGUGAAGGCUGGUGGAAAAAGGGCAUUGUGGGUGGCGAAGCCUGGGAAUGUUGCCAAUGCCGAGGUCCUGCACCUGUGAGCACUGCAACCCCAACAUCGCAGCCAGUGGAGUGCUGGGCCACUCCGGAGAAGUGUCCGCUCUCGAAUGCUGGAUCUUGUUGCCUGAGGACGGCCCAGUGCCCCGAAGGCUACGAGCUCGCAGGGGCCUUGGAGAUCUGUGGGCAGCGGACUUGCGGCGAACUCAACGACUACACCUGGACUGAAAUCAACAACAACUCCCGCAACUGCUGGUUCGGCCGCGAAUCCGUGACAUGCCAAACGUGCGUUUAUGUGGCUGAUCGUACCACCACGUCCCGGACGCGCACGACCACCAGCACAGCCACGGUCACUAUCACAGUGCCCUCCACGGCUGUGUGGGAGCCGGUAGGCCCCGUGGGCGAAUCUGCUUGCCGAGGGCGGGACGUGAACGACAACUCAGCUGGACACUACACCGUGCAUGAAAGGUGGAGUCUUGAGAGCUGCAAGGAGCUGUGCCUACAACUAUACCCCAGGUGCAAAGGAGUUGAAUACAGCCCAGGCCGUUGUGAGAUCUGGACAAGGCCGCAGGGCAUCUACAUCUCCAAGCCGCUCGGUGGCUUCACUUGCCUUCGCUUCGGGUGGCCUACGGAGGCCCUGAUACCGCUUGGGGUAGGCACUGCCUGUCGUGCGCGCUCUCCGACAGACAACUUCCAGGCUCGUGGAGGAUUGCAAAGCCCAGUGCUCCGCCGCAGCCACGUGUUUCGGCAUCGAAUUCAGCCUGGGGCGCUGUGA